GAAGAAAUAAUCAAUAAGGAAAAGAAAUCAAUUCUUUCAGAGUUUCUAAAAGUUGUUGAUUUAGCAGAGCAGCAUCCAAUAUCUGGAAAAGUAAAUGAAAAUAUAAGGCAAGCCUGUGUUGAGCAUAGGCAUGGUGGACGCUGGAAUGUAUCUGAUUAUCACAUCAAUAAUGUUGUAUGUAUCGAUAUGAAAGAAUGUUAUUCAGCAAGUAUGCGAGGUCAAGGAGAAUGUACACCAUGGUUCAAUAGGUUCAGACAUCCAACACAUUAUCUUGUUCGAGUUGCGGUAAAUGGAGAAUUGCCAGAGAAUGAUAUCACUGGAUUUGCGCAGGUUGGUAUUCUAGAAAGUGUGACUAUUGGAGAGGCAAUAAUUUCUCUUACUAAACAGACCAAAGUAUGGCUACCUAGAAAUCAAGAUAUUAGUUGUGCAAUUAUAGGUAAGUUUACACAAAGUGGCAAGAUUGAUGAAAAACACCUUACUCAUCGACUUGUAACAGAUAAAGGUGAGCUUGAUUUCUUGAUCAAAGAUUGUACUGAUGCUGGAACUUUUGCCAGAAGAGAAAAAUGUUCACUCGGAUUUAUACUUACAUAUUACGAGGGAUAUCAACCUCAAUAUACACAUUUGCGGGCCUCAAUGUUAGCAUAUGCGCAUAUUAAUUUGUUAGAGAUGCUUUGGAGAUUUGAUUCUAAUAAAGUAGUAAGGAUUGCUACAGAUUCUAUAUAUGUACGAAAAGAGGCUUUAUAUAAGAUCAAAAAUAUACCAGCAUUCUUCAAGCAAGUUGAGGUAAAGUUAGAUCCAAAUUUAUGUUCAUACUAUCCUUCUUGUGCAAUGUGUACUGAUCUAGAAGAAUUCUUUAUUUCAAAAUCUGCAAAUAAAUG
Molecule: messenger RNA, 878 nt
Organism: Racocetra persica
Lineage: Eukaryota; Fungi; Glomeromycota; Glomeromycetes; Diversisporales; Gigasporaceae
Source: the annotation of a GenBank genome assembly